UUCCGGGAUGGUUGUUAGCUAUGCUACUAACGCAGAGAAGUUAUUCUAAUAUUAUUUGGUCUCUUAGCUUUUAUUUGAUGAUUUUCAAUGGAGAAUGGCUUCGUUGAUUGUCACUGUCAUAUCUCGGCUCAUGAGUUUGAAGAGGAUUUCGAGGAUGUGAUCCUGAGGACGAGGGAGGCUGGUGUAAAGACUCUGGUUGCAGUUACAGAAGAAGUCGGAGAGUUUGCCCGAGUUCUCCAGCUGCAGGAAAGCUAUCCAGAUCUCGUGGCUCCGUGUUUUGGCAUCCAUCCGCUGCAGGCUGCCGAGGGGCCUCAGCAGCGCAGCGUGAAACCUCAGGAUCUGGACGUCGCCCUUCCACACUUCUAUAACCACAAAGAACGCCUGGUCGCUGUUGGAGAG
Pelmatolapia mariae (spotted tilapia) is the source of this 399-nucleotide messenger RNA. Its product is annotated as putative deoxyribonuclease tatdn3. Gene Ontology annotation, molecular function: hydrolase activity, acting on ester bonds. Lineage: Eukaryota; Metazoa; Chordata; Actinopteri; Cichliformes; Cichlidae. The annotation marks the transcript as partial. The record is from RefSeq and is a predicted model, not a curated record. The transcript has 5 exons.